GGCAACCGGCAGAUAGCACGCGCAAGUUCGCUGGCUGGAUGGUGUCGCUAUGAUAGAGUCAUGGCGCUCUACGGCAAGUCCGCAAUGGAUAAACUCAUAGGAAGCGAUCAUUUCUCAUUAUCGGAUCUUGUGAAAAGUUUUAACAAUGCCAUAAAUGAAGAACAGGCAUGGGCAGUGUGUUUCCAAUGUGCCCAAUUUUUUCUCCGGGGGCAACCCCAAGAAAAGUACCAGGAUUUGUACAUGUUCGGGAGCCAAGCAUUACGACUUUCAAAAGAUGGUGAAGUUGUCAUUGAUUGUCAGUCAUUAACAAGCAAAGGAUCGGGUAAAGGCCCACCUGACAAUCGGAAUUCAUUAUUCAAUAAGGGCAGUCGAAUCGCAAAAGAAAAAGAUGCUGUUCAGGCUCUUGGCCUUGCCAUUUACCAUGCAAUGGAUUAUGGGAUGGGAGAGACGGAAGAGAGACAACUCUCUCCCGAUCUCGAAGACCUCAUCGGUCACAUGACCGAGGAAGAUGAUGAUGAUGACUCCACAUGUGCUGAUGAUGAAGGGAUAGAGAAAGACGCUGAGGAUGAAGAAGACAGACAUAGACAGGGAAAGCAUGGCUACUGCUUUUACGAUAUUGCACAGUGUUGCAUUCGUCACCUGUCUUCCCGGCAAGACCCCCACCACCAUUACAAGGCUGUGUGUCGUGCAGUGGUCACCGAGGCUCAAGAGCUCAUCACAUUCCUCGAUAAAAUAUCAUCAGAUCAGAAGAACCUUGCUAAGAAGAAGGAAGCACCUGAUGUCGACACUGUUGAAGAACUGCAGAGAUCUGAUUGGGCUCGUCUGUGGGUGCAGAUUAUGCGACAACUCCGUAAUGGAGUUCGGUUAAAGAAAGUCGAACAUGUGGUCCUGCCACAGGAUGAGUUCGAGCUCACGCCAUUUGAGAUUCUUUUGGAAGACAUCCGAUCUCGGAGAUACAAUCUCAACAGAAUAAUGGUCAAUGGUACCUUUCCCCCUAAAGUGAAGAAUGAUGCUCAUGCCGUCAUACUGGACUUUAUUCGGUCUCGACCGCCCCUCAGAAGUGUGAAGGACAGGAAGUUGAAGUCCCCUCCUCCAAAAGUCCAUGACCCCCAUGAACUCCUGCUCACAGACAUUCGGUCUAUGCCCAAAUUGAGGCCCAUCAGAGAUGGUCGCCUCGUUGGUGAGUCUGACAAGACAUCCCCAGUGGAGACGUCACGGACAAAACUAAAUCGUGGGGAUUCAGAUGAAAGUCCCCUUCCUGUGAGGAAAGUAAUCAAACCUGACUUCACUCUUCUCCUGAACAAUAGUUUUGAGGAGGAACUGUCUGACGACGAGGGCAACCUUGGAGAGGAGAGUAGAAUUCACGUGGGGGCGAGCCAGAUCUCCCCACUGUCUCCAGUGUCCCCUGUACACGACCACAUCACGCCUGUCAUGGAACGUCCUGUCCUACGAGAUCAUACCACUGCGGAGCGAGUUUGCAAACUUCAAAGGAGACACACGAUCAUGGUGUGUGAAUCGCCGACAGAGGGCAAGGUAAUCCAGAAAGAGUUACCUCCCUUAGAGGAAGACCCAGAGAGAGAGCUGGAAGAGGAAGUUGAAUUUCUGUCCCAGAAUUCUUCCUCACACUACACUAGUCCACCAUCGUAUUGUGCCGGUAACAUUCGGCGACAAAUGAUAGCUCACCAGACUAGUCAAAAUAAUUCACGUCAAAUGGCGUCUGAACGAACUGAACACAGGAAGUCUUCUGCUGGGAGUUUAAGUGCGAUUCCGGAAGUCGAUGAUAAUUGCACGGAUCAUGAUGUAUCCGAUAGUGUUUGUGAUGUGGAUCUGUCUGAAUUGAAUGCAUCCGAACUUUUGCAUGUGAACUGGAAAACUGCAUGUACACGCGAUGGAGCGUCUAACGGUCACUCGCACUGUCAAGACUGUCGGCCUAAACCUUUUUCAUUCUACCAGGAACUUUUCCAACGCCCCUAUCGACAUCCCUAUGUUAUAGAGAAGAAGUGGCAGAACCCCAUUGAAUGUCUGAACCUCACCCUGGAGGAGGUGACCCAUAUCCGUACUGUGCUCACCAAGGCGGAGUUGGAGUCCCUCAUCACCCAGCCGGAGCUCUAUUCACAGGUCGCCAAGAGCAAGCUCUGCUUCUCUUGCAAGAUCACCAAGUUUGCCCUGUUCGGGGAGUGGGGGACGAAGUGCCGGUUCUGUAAGCGGACAGUGUGCAGCAAGUGCCUUAGGAAGAUGCAUGUGCCGACAGAACACUUCAAGAACAUCCCUGUGUACACACUGAGUCCGACGCCUCUCAGCCCCGAGAUGAAGGAAGCUAUUGAAACUUAUAAAAGUUUGAGUCCCACGGGGUCGUCUCCACCCACACCUAUUGUGCCCCGGAGACCCAACCUCGACAACCGCCCUGGCCGCAAGAAACCUCUGCAGAGGUCCCAGUCCAUGCUAAUCAAACCUGUUACCCCCAAAGUGACGAGAGGCCCCCUAAUGAGCAUUUGCUGUGAUUGCAAGGAUAUGGUCACUGAGAUCGUUAGAGCAGGCCGCACGUCCAUUUCUUUGAUCAACCAGGGUAAAGAUCCUACUACUGAAGUGAGGCUCAACCUCAUCAAGUGAGGCAUGGCGAGAUCUUGUGCUACUGUGCUAAAGCAAAUUGUGAGUGCAAAUUCAGGUUCUAAUGAGGUGAAACUUUUACAAUGGAAGCAUUCCUCGUGACAGUUUGGGUACAUUCGAUGAUGGAUAAGCUGAGCCUGUGUUAUAACAUUGAAGAUAACUGGAUUUAACGAAGUGAUUUUCAGUGUGUGAAAAAGGCUGAAAUUUGGACAUGGGAUUUUGAUAUUCCGUGGCAUGAAUGACAUGGAUACAUGGAAUAUAUGGAAUACAUGUAUUAAUAAUGUACAAGAAGUUGUGGACAUCCCCUAUCGUUUUGAUCCGAUAUCUGACAUUUUCUCCCAACUUGGAGCUUGUUGUCAGGCCUUCCUCCAAACAAGGAACAUAUGGUUACGAUUGUGUGGAAGAUAACACAAGAUGCAUUUGUCCUUCGAUGGAAGAAAACACCAAGUGAAAUCCAAGAUGGAUGCUGAUCACCAAUGAGAAGUGUGGAUAAUCACAUUUGACUUCAAAUCCAGGAAUUGUUCAUUUUGGAUAUUUGCCAUAUUCUCUGAAUUUUAUUUUUUAUUUAAAUUAUUUGAUGUUUCUGUUUAGUUUCAUUCAAAUUAGUGUUGCAAUUAAGACAAAUGAGUUUUAAAUUAAUCCAUUUAUAUUUACAAGAAAUUAAAACCAAUUCUGAAGAAUUAUUUAAGCCAAAGAACAUGAAAUUAGCAUAUUUCAACUUAGUCCCAUUUUAGAGGCAUGUGAAUAGUUUUUCUUCAAAGGAAAAAUAGUAUCUUAUCCGAGUAAAAGUAGCAAAAGUGCCUGUCUCAGAUAGAAGGAAGAAUAUUUAGUGCUUUGUAUAAUUGCAAAUCCAAGAUUUGUUUCAGAGGAAAGGGCACCAAAUAUAAAAACACCAUUUACCAUUUUGCUGGAAUCUGUAAAACAGACAUUUCUGUAGCAAUGGUUACUUUCAACAAAUCUUGAAUCUCAAACUGAUAUAUGUAACCAUGAAACCGGAACUUUUCAAAUUUGUUUAUGUAUAUUUAUACAGCACAUUCAUCUUGGUAUAAUCAACCAUUCAGUUAUUUCCAUUACGAUCAGGUUUGGUUUCCCAGGAGAAAAAAAAUCAUGCUAACAUAAUCAAUGUACAUUUUUGUGAAUAUAUGAAAAGCUUUUGUUUUAAAAGGUGUCUUGUAACUAUAGCAACAUGUGAAUAACCUAGUUACCAUAGCAACCACAUUCUUAACCUUGACAUGGUGACCUUUGAGAUUAUGAAGCCGCAGUUAGAAUACAUUAAAUACAACAGAAUGAAAAUAUUAUGCUGUGAAACCUAUAUUGUGAGGACUCCACCUGUAAACCUUUCCAUUCUGGACACCUGUCAUUCUGGACAGUUACACCUGGAAUGAAUGAUUGAUAUUCCUUCUGACUCAUUAUUAAUUAUUGCAUGAAGCUGUUGAUGCAGAUAGUUUCACUGUAGUAUGAACAUCCGGAUUAAGUGUUGUUUCAGUUCAGUAUUUCAAGGAAAUAUCCUAUAUUGGGAAUAAUUUCUUUUGAUUAUUUUCUAAUCUUUCAAAUGUUAUUUAAUAUUUUUUUCAUCAUACAUAGUUUGUACGAUUGGUAUAUAUGUCAGUGAAAUAUCGGCUAUAAUUUGACUGACAUCUGACGUGUAUGACGACAAUUGAUGUAUCUAGCUGCCAGUAAACUGGAGGGCCACCAUUUAACCUGCAAGUGUUACUGUAUAUAGAUUUUAUUCAGGACCCGUAGUCUUCCAAAUAUUUCACAACGCACGUACAAAUUUUAGAACUGUUGAUCUAGCUAGGGCUUUCAUACGAUUCUGACAGAGCUGUUGGUUUGAUUGAUGGAAGUGUUCUUGUAUAGUUUCCAUACAGAUUUGGAAAUAUAUUUCGUGUGAUCUUUGAAGAAUACAAUUUGUGUUUGUUGAAGGUCAGUCAUCCAAUGGAUGGCAUUGAAGUGACAGGGAAUAUGCCUCCCUGGAUUUUAUUUGUAAGGUUGAUGCUGUUGGGGUUAAUUCCAAUGAAUAAUUCAGAGACAAUGUCCAUGUACACCAAACAUUUGUUAAUUGUUAGUUCACAAUACCUUCUGAAAGUCAACCAACCAGAUAUUUCUGACUAUAUAUUACCUGAUCAGGUCAUCGGUUGCAUGGUAUAAGCUGAAUUUGUUUUAUAAUGCAGAGUUGUGUCCCUUAGCCAUGACAGGAUCUGAUUGUUCAAAACCCAUAUUCACCCAAUUAUGAUCCAAACUGGUACAUGUCAACAAUUUUGUGGUUUCUUCCAUCCUUGAGCUGACAUGCAUGAUUUAACUGAAACAACGUUCAAAGCAUAGUUAAACCCAACUCACUCACUCUCUCUUCAACUGCUGCUCUACAUAUGGCAAUCAUGCAUGUCGUAAGAGGCGACUUGUUUGAUGCAUGUCAUCGUAUCACAAUGGCAUAGGGAGAUGCUCAUGAUGUCAGUCACGUGACUGUCUGGCCAAGACUUGAUUAUUUACAGACGGCCAUCAUAUAGCUGGAAUAUUGCUGAGUGCAGUGUUGAACAACGAACAACAACAUGUGGCAGAUACAGCCAUGAUUUCAUGGUUGUUUCACACAGAUCGUGAUGCAGUGUCGAUGUCAUCAAAACAACUGAGCACAUGUGCUUCCCCAAGCAAUAUCAAGUCAAAUCCAUCAAUUAAAUCAAACAAAGAAACAAAGUGUUUCUCAAAGACAGAGAUAAGGCUGAAGGAAUUGAAAAUAUUUUAGGAUCUUAUCUGAAAAGUUGACUCAUUUUUUGAAGAAUCAAACUUCAAGUGUUUUCUUUCAUCAAAGUUUGGUAUUUACAACAACCAGACUCUGAGGUCUGAAGAUGAGAAUACUAAUGUUGGUCACAUUGCUCAGCUACCAUUGGUCAGUUCAACUUGUUGCCUCAGGGUUAUGUUGCCUGCAGACUUACCUCCCUUGGCUGGCCAGUGGAGUGUAAGAUUGAAUCACAUUUAUUCAGCAACGACCGAGUGUAACACUUACACACUGACUUUAAAUCAAAUUCAUUUUUAGACAUUUCUCAUUUAAUUUAUAGUCUUGCUGAAUGAGAUUGUUUGGUAGAGCUGGACAAAGGCUGAGGGAGCCAUGAAUGUGAAUGUCCUUCGAUCCUUCUGAAACUUCAAAAAUAAGAUGCUCACUCUCAACCCUGUUUGGAGGCCCAGUUGUCUAAGGCAUGGGAUUCGCUGGGCAGAGUUGUCUCCCUUAGGUGUUUCAGAAGAAAUCCUCAUUCGUCCUGAUUGAGUUUCUAGUUUUGUCAGCACCAUAUCUGUGCUUGGUUGUUUCUCCAAAGUGGUAAACGUCUUAGACCUGCAUCACUUUAGGGUUCCCUCCGAAAUCAAACUGACACACAGUGAUAUAACUGAAAUACAGUUCUUCAAAGCGACAUUAAACCAAACUCACUCUCUCUGGCCCCUGAUAUGGAGAAAUCUAGCCUCUGCCUUUGAGAAACACUGAUGAAAUGUCCGAAUCAGAGCAAUAAUUGUUACGACUAGGAAUCCCCUGUAUAGGCCCAAAUAUACGUUGCUUGUUGGUUGCUAGUCACAUGACUGUCCAUAUUAAUAUUGCUGUUUUACAUGUUUAUUUAUUGUACAUUGUUUUAGAUUCUAACAUGUUAUCCAAUAGGUUUUAAUCACCAAUGACCCUCACAGACAUAUCUGUAUGUUCCUCAUCGUCACCACUCCUGAUAUUUUAAUUUCACUGUUCCAUCACUAUGCUAUUUAAGUUUGUAUUUAGAGCUGAUGUUGGCAGAUUAUGUAUAUCUCAGGAAAUUAAUUCAGUUAUAUAGAUGUGCUUACAUUCUAUUUCCUAGCCAUGUUUUGCCAGUUUAUUUUGCCCAAUUUACAGAGUUGUGAAUUGCUUCAGUUUGUUACAAUGGAUAUGUUUGUAUUAACUUGACAAUAGACUUUUUAUUCCACAGUUUUAACACACAAAGCUGGUUGUGUGCUGAAUAGCACAGAACUGAUUGAAGGGAGGUAACUCUCAGAAAGAUUGUUAUGUGAUAAUCAGACCGCUGCCUUGUUCAACAUAAGGGAGGAUUUUCUUAUUUUACUUUUCAUGUGAUGGAGAUGUUAAAUUACUAACUGGACACACACAACUAUAACAGACAAGUAAUUAUAGGGGCACUAAUUAUUGCCUAAUGUAACAUCUGGAAUGCCUCUUGUACGUACAGCAUAGGUUACAUUUCAGUGUGAGAGAUAAUAACUACCAAUUUUCUUGGGCAACAGCUUUUGAAAACUUAAUGCAGAGGUCAGUGUUUGUUUCAUUUGAGAAAAGGUAUACCGACAAGGGGUCACUAUUGUUUGUUAUGGUCCCUCAAGAAAA
This is a messenger RNA of Haliotis rufescens (red abalone), 6943 nucleotides long. Its product is annotated as protein spire homolog 1-like. The record is from RefSeq and is a predicted model, not a curated record. Lineage: Eukaryota; Metazoa; Mollusca; Gastropoda; Lepetellida; Haliotidae. Gene Ontology annotation, molecular function: actin binding. The transcript has 16 exons. Gene Ontology annotation, biological process: cleavage furrow formation; actin filament network formation; polar body extrusion after meiotic divisions. The coding region runs from base 61 to 2610 and encodes 849 amino acids. Gene Ontology annotation, cellular component: cell cortex; cytoplasmic vesicle membrane.